Molecule: messenger RNA, 2906 nt
Organism: Aphanomyces astaci
Lineage: Eukaryota; Oomycota; Saprolegniomycetes; Saprolegniales; Verrucalvaceae
Exons: 11
Coding region: 48-2846 (932 amino acids)
Source: RefSeq, a predicted model, not a curated record
AACGAAGUCUGCAAAUUCGCAAUUCCAAAGACGCAACACAAGUGACGAUGGCGAACUGGGGCGUGAGAUGGAACCCGUGGGACCAAGGGUACUCAGCGCUGGAAGUGGACCAGAUGACGUUCCUGCACAAGACAUACUGCGAGGUGUAUAAUAAGGACCCGAAGGACCUCCCGCACAUCCUCAAGAUGGACGACGCGUUCAAGGUGCCGGUGUACAUGCCCGUGGUCGGCGACUUUGAUGAGCACACGUUUGUGCGAAAGAUGCAGGACAUGGUGGGUCUGCUAAAGAACCCCGCGGAAGGCAUCAUUUCCAGCAUCUGCGCCUACCAAACGGAGCGGCACGAGCGAAAGAGCUUCCAUGUGUCGUACCUGAAUGACCCCCGUACGCUCCUCCUCGAAGAGAUCAAGUCGUGGGCAUUGAACGUGCUGGCAAGUGCCUCAUGCACGACGGAAUACAUUGUCAACGAAGUGGAGAACCGCAUGCAGUUCAUCAAAAAGAUCCAGUACGGCCAGCAGAAGCUCUUUACUAGCGGCAGCGGCGAGCGCUCGUUGAUGGCAACGCUCAAAGACGUGCGGGAAAUCCUCGAAUACAGAGUACUGCCCAUCAUUGAGACGGAGCGAGCACAUGCGUCGGCCAAGGAGCAAUUGACGGUGCUCGAAGCCAAAGGCCAAGAUGCGCUGGUCCAUGGCGUCCAGUUUCUAUUUUACGUGUUUCGCAACUCCCCAAAUGCUCCGAAUGACUGCACGAUUGGCAACUUGCAGUCCCAGCAACAUGCUGGCAUGAGGGACGCCAUGAACACCAAGUCGGGCCAGAUGCUCCAGUUGCUUUUGGAAACCCCUGGGUUCAAGGAACUCUUUCCAACGUCAGUGUAUGCCACGAGCCAGAAAGAAAAGUCGUCGCACCAAUUGCUCUUGACCAACACCCCCGACGAGAAGAAGAUGCUCGCCCAAACGGCGGUAUUUUGCGACGACCAUCAGAAUGCAAUGGUGCCGGCGCUCCUGGGCCCACUCACAAACCCCGCCGAAUACUUGAAGCAAUCCAACUCGGGCGUCGUGGCGCUGCCUGCCGACACAGCCGGACCAGCGUUUGACAAAUUUUGCCGACUUCACGCCAUGCUCAAGUUGAUGGCGGAUCUGAUUGUGAGUUGCCGCAAGGCGAGGCUGCUCGCGGGCCCCGGAGGCGACUUGCUCGUGUACGGACCCGGCGGCGACGCCGUGCGGCGGCUGCUGCAGUCGUGGCAGGCUGUGCAGGGCGAAGUGCGCCAACUGGUGACGGAGAUGACGACGCUGGGGGUGCAGGAGCUGGACAAGCUCAAGACCAACCAAGAGCGCAACUGGCGAAACUGUUUCAAGGAAGUGCUGAGCAUCCAGGGCUACAUCAACAACGACAUUUCUGCGUGUGUGGAGCCGAUUCAGCAGAUUUAUCGCAAUACAGACCCGGCCAAGGUCCAGCGCAUGUUGAAGGAGUUUCGAGAGGCGACGGGGCAAUGGGUCGAAGAAAAUAGUUCGAUCUGUUCGCAAAUCAGCGGCACCCUCGGGCUGCCCGGGCCUCAAGUGGCGCGACCGCUGGGCAAAGCGGCCGACAUCGAGCUGAUUGAGGAUGACGAGAGCGCCGUGCCGUCGGCGCUGGUACUGUCGUCGUCUGAUGCAGUGGCUCCAGCGUUAUUGAAACCGUCGGCAAGAGCCAAAGCUCCAGAGAACAACUUUAUCGACAGCAUUGGCAAGUCAGUGGUGUCAAUUUUCGGUGGCAACAACAACAAUAGCAACGUCAAUCCGACGGUGACGUCGGAACAACACGCCAAGACAGACGCCACCACUAGUGUGCCCAUUGCUUCGAAAGCCACCCCCGUGCCCCCAAAAGACAUUGCCAACGACCCCCCUCUCGGCACGUUGGAUUCGUUACUGAUGGUGCGCCAUGUGGUGCAGGCCAUGGGCAGUUUAAGCUGGAGCACGCGGUCCACGGUCCAGACGUGCGUGAGCUUUGAAAACGACCGCGAGCACGAUGCAUUUGUCAUCUUGUGCGCCGUGUACGAGGCUGUGGGCGUCGAGACGGCGCCAACCUUGUGGGGUCAAGUCACUAUGUAUCGACACGAGCUGCUGCACGCGCUUCAACUGCACUUGACGUUUUUGCUGCACGUGAUGCAGAUCCUCCAGCAUCGCAUGGUCGUGUGCUCAUCUCGUCCAACGACCGCCGCCGACAAUGUCCUCGCCAUCAAAGGAAUGCGACUGUUGUUUGAAAAGCUCAAGCCCGCAUUGUUGGACUUGCGAUCCCAGCUUCACUCGUUGGAAUCGACUUGGAGCAAGAUGGUGGAUGCGUGUGACGUGAUGAAGCACGGGAUGGAGGCGGCGGUGGUGCAUAUGCCGUCGUUAGAUCCGAAAGAAGAAGCGGACGGGAUGGCCAUGUACGCGCUGAAUGGUAUUGGCACGAUUUCCAACAUUGGCAUGAACAAGAACGACACAUCGGCCUCGGCGAUUCAAUCCCACAUGGCGUACAUGGAACAACUGGAAUCGCAACUGGACAACCACAAGCGAACGUUGGUCACGCUUCAAAACAGCGUCGCAACCGGCGAAGGCACCGUGUCCACAGCCCUAGUCAAGCUACAAGCGCUGGAAGAAGACAUGGUGUAUCGCAAGAUGCUGUCGGAGGCGCGCCAACAGCAGCAAAAACAAGCAGACAUCAAGGGCGGUGCCCCCCCGCCUGCAAACUUGAUGGCAGACAUUGGGUACAUUUUCGGGGCUGUGUAUGAGCACGGAUUGGCCAACGAUGCGGUAGUGAGUGCGUGUGUGGACGAUUUCUUCCAAAGCGAAAUGAAGCAUUUGAAGGCGGUGGUGGCCCAAAUCAACUGACGAACGUUAUAUAUCAUGAAACAACAGUACACUGAAUAUGAGAGGUGUAUUUUCCAUUGU